AUCAACACGCUGUUGGAUUUGACAGUGGAACAAGUGCAAUUCCAGUUUGAAGAAAUACUUGGUUUGAAGAACUACCAGACGUGUCUGAAGGAGGCUUCCCGGUUGGACUACUUUGUCUCUGGCUUCUGGUGGACCAGGGAGAUGAACUACACCUGUCAACAGAUCUCAUUCAUCAUGGCUCUACUGCAAUUGUUACUGGACAACAUCAGUGAGAAGCAGAUGCCGUUUGUUGAUAACCUGAAUGAGUUGGCCAAGAUGAUAUCAGGAACGCGCCAGUCUCCUUCUCCAGAGGUCGACUCACUGUUUGAUGCUGAGCAGGCCAUGUCCAUCACUGACUACCUGAAGUGCAGUCUCUUUCAGAACUACCAACUCUAUGAGUUUCUCUUCAGCCAACCUAGAGAGGAGCUGCUCCUUGGGAAGAAGAGGACCAUAGAGGUGAUCAGCUCAGCAGACUUUGUAGCCCCGUUGGAAGAAGGCAUGAAUACUGAUGACUACCUCCAUUACAUGACUCCUGUUGAACAGCAGGAAGAGGGACAGAGGACCAGCCAGGAGGAGGAUGGAGAGGUACCAGGUGAAACAGCUCUGGAGCAGGAGAAGGAGAACAAGGCUACAUGGUUGGAAGGAUACAACGUUCAGGAUGUCAAAGACGUGCUGGGAGACCUGACCAAAGAGAUGCUGGGAACCCUACAG
Oncorhynchus gorbuscha (pink salmon) is the source of this 690-nucleotide messenger RNA. RefSeq names its product ciliary-associated calcium-binding coiled-coil protein 1-like. Lineage: Eukaryota; Metazoa; Chordata; Actinopteri; Salmoniformes; Salmonidae. The transcript has 6 exons. The record is from RefSeq and is a predicted model, not a curated record. The annotation marks the transcript as partial.